Ictidomys tridecemlineatus (thirteen-lined ground squirrel) is the source of this 1794-nucleotide messenger RNA. RefSeq names its product interferon gamma receptor 1 (gene Ifngr1). The record is from RefSeq and is a predicted model, not a curated record. Gene Ontology annotation, biological process: type II interferon-mediated signaling pathway. Gene Ontology annotation, molecular function: cytokine receptor activity; cytokine binding. NCBI's taxonomy places the organism in Eukaryota, Metazoa, Chordata, Mammalia, Rodentia, Sciuridae. Gene Ontology annotation, cellular component: plasma membrane.
GGUAAGUACUUGACAGCGGAAGUGACAAAAGCCGGAGGUCCGCGGUGCAGCGCCGGGGGUCGCCCGCUGUUGGUGCUGGCUGGACCCGGAGGCCCUCGUUACCAGCAUGACUUUCCUCGUCUUCUUGAUCCUUAUGAUGCAGGCCGGGAGCAGGGCUGAGAUGAACGUCGCGGACCCAGAGCAGUUCUCGGUGCCUACACCAACUAAUAUUACAAUUACAACCGAUAAUAUGAACCCUAUUCUGCAUUGGGAGUACCAGAUCAUGCCACAGACCCCUGUUUUCACAGUACAGGUGAAAAACUACAGGAAUGGACAAUGGACUGAUGCUUGCACCAAUAUCUCUCAUCAUUACUGUGAACUUUCUGAACAAGUUUAUAAUUUAGCUGAAGCUUUCUGGGCCAGAAUUAAAGCUAGGAUUGGACAAAAAGAAUCUGUCUAUGUAGAGUCAAAAGAUAUUACUUUAUGCGAACAUGGAAAUAUUGGGCCACCUACACUAGAUGUCAGAAGGAAGGAAGACCAAAUCAUUAUUGACAUAUUUCACCCUUUAAUUAUUAUGGGAAAAGAGGAGGUGACUUUAUAUGAUGCUGAAAAUCCUUGUUUCCCAUUUAAGUACAUUGUAAAUAUGAAAAUUAACAGAAGUGAGAUGGCAGAUAUAAAAUUAGAACCAAAGGAAGAUGAUUGUAAUGAGUCGCUGUGCCAGUUGAGAAUUCCUGUGUCUUCACUGAAUUCUGAGUACUGCUUUUCAGCAGAAGGCUCAAACACAUGGGGAUUUACAAUGGAAGAGUCCAAAGAAGUUUGUAUAACUAUUUCCAAUGACAACAUAAAGGAUUUUGUUUGGAUUCCAGUUAUUGCUGUGUUCACAGUCUUUCUAGUAUUUAUCAUACUAUGUGUAUGUGCAUGUUGUCAUAUUAAGAAGAAUCCAUUUAAGAAAAAAAGCAGAAUGUUACCUAAGUCCUUGCUUUCUGUGGUAAGAAAUGCCACUUCAGAGACAAAACCUGAAUCAAAAUAUGUAUCGAUCAUCACAUCAUACCAGCCAUUUGUCGUAGAAAAUGAGACGGUGGUCUGUGAAGAGCCAUUGUCUCCAGUAACAAUUCCAGGCAUGCAGACAGAAGAUAAACCAGGAAAAGUAGAACACAGAAAAGAACCUUCUAGUGAAACACAAGUGGUGACUACUGAAGAAAAUAUUUCUGACCUGGCCCUGAGCAGCCCUAUGUCUUCAAUAGAGAGAGAGAAUUCUCUCCAUUCAAGUAGUAAUCUGUCAGCACCCUGCAGCAGCACCUUGAAUUCCUAUCACUCCAGGAAUGGUUCUGAUAGUGGCCUCGUGGGAUCAAAUGGCUUCGUAUCUGAAUCAGAAUUACCCCCAAGUGAUACAGCUGAAAUAAAAACAGAAGAACAAAUAUCCACAAUGCUGAGAAAUGCCCCUACCUCUUUUGGUUAUGAUAAACCACAUGUGAUUGUGGAUCUGAUUGUGGAUGAUGGCUGUAAAGAGUCUUUGAUUGGUUAUAGACUCACAACAGAUUCCAAAGACUGUUCAUAAGAUCAUCUGAGAUGCACCAAAUUUUGAAGAAUCUCAUUUUUCUGGAUGGUUUUCUGCUUUGGAUUUGGGAAAAGAUCAUAACCUCAGAAAUUGUAUCUUUGUUGAUAUUAACCAAAGGCAGUAUCUUGGUUGAGAUAAAGAUCCUUGCAUUUGCUUUGAAAACCAAAGACUCUUCUUAAAAAAAAAAAAAAAAAAAAAAGGACAAAAAACCUAUCAUAGCACUUAUGAACCUUUUAUUUAGGUCCUAGCAAUGUCAG